AUGCCUAAUUGGAUUCUCGGGAAUAAGUUUGAUACUAUCUAUCCACACAAGGGCUCUAUCAAGACUCUGUGGGAAACGCGUUGGAAAUUUGCAUGUCAGAAAGGAGUUUAUCCUUUUCAUGAUGGAUCGUUUGAGGACUUUGAACCAAUAUUCCAAAAGCUUAUUUCAGAAAACAUCAAUGAUGCCAGCACGGAUGAGUAUACGUCUACAUUCUUUCCUAUUGCAUCGGACUUAGAAUCACAAGCUUCGCAGGCCUUGGACUCUGGCAAACCAGACGACGCAAUCGACCUGUUUCGCCGAGCCGCGGUAGUCUAUCGGAUUUCACGCUUCCCCUAUGUCGACAUAACCCAGCCAAACUCCAUCAAGCGAGCCGCAUUCGAGCGUCAAAAGCAGGUUUACCUGAAAGCCGCCUCUCGCUGGGAUCCACCGAUCAAGGAAGUUAUCAUCCCGCACAGCAGUCGCGGUAGAAAUGACGGCCAAGAGAUCCCGAUUUACACUCGCAUACCUAGAACUGCUCGGCCUGAUAACCCCGUUCCCGUCGUCUUUAUUAUGACCGGCCUAGAUGGAUACAGACCGGAUAACAGCCAGCGGACUCACAAGAUUAUCGGCCGUGGAUGGGCUGUCGUCAUCGCGGAAAUCCCAGGUACAGCGGAUUCGCCUGCCGAUCCUGCUGACCCAUCCUCUCCUGAUCGUCUUUGGGACAGCGUCUUUGCAUAUAUGGCGACACAGCCGAUGCUGGACAUGAGUCAGGUUGUGCUCUGGGGGCUCAGCGCUGGAGGUUUCUACGCCAUCCGAGCCGCUCAUACGCACGCAAGCCGACUCCGUGGGGCCAUUGCACACGGCGCGGGAUGUCACUAUUUUCUGGAUAAAGAGUGGCUUAGUCGUGUGGAUGAUCAUGAGUAUCCUUUUUCGUGCGUUGAGACUUUCGUCCUACGGAGAUUCAAGGGGCAUGCGCUAAUAAUUUGCAGAAUCAUGCCAGGGUGGACAAAGAAAUACGGCUACGAUGAUACUGAAGUCUUUGUGCAAGAGGCACGAAAGAAGUUCUCGCUGGUGGAAACGGGGAUUGUUGAUCGUCCUAGUUGCCGAUUGCUUUUGUUAAAUGGUGUCGCCGACGGUAUCACGCCAAUUGAAGAUUCUUUGCUGCUCUUUAAUCAUGGUAGCCCUAAGGAGGGAAGGUUUUUUGAAGGUUUACCCCAUAUGGGGUACCCCGACAGCUUGCCUGUCGCUUAUAGAUGGCUGGAAGAUCUUCUACCCUGUGAACCAAAGCAGAAAAACUAG
Aspergillus oryzae RIB40 is the source of this 1278-nucleotide messenger RNA. It is a transcript of the gene ayg1, whose product is annotated as heptaketide hydrolyase ayg1. NCBI's taxonomy places the organism in Eukaryota, Fungi, Ascomycota, Eurotiomycetes, Eurotiales, Aspergillaceae. The record is from RefSeq and is a predicted model, not a curated record. Bases 1 to 1278 code for a protein of 425 amino acids. The transcript has 5 exons.